Molecule: messenger RNA, 1584 nt
Organism: Selaginella moellendorffii
Lineage: Eukaryota; Viridiplantae; Streptophyta; Lycopodiopsida; Selaginellales; Selaginellaceae
Product: protein NRT1/ PTR FAMILY 8.1
Exons: 2
Coding region: 1-1584 (527 amino acids)
Biological process (GO): transmembrane transport
Cellular component (GO): membrane
Molecular function (GO): transmembrane transporter activity
Source: RefSeq, a predicted model, not a curated record
AUGGCUCCCCAUGGCGACGAAGACGAAGAGAAAUCUCUCAGAGAUCCUCUACUACUCCCGGAUGAACAGGAGGAAAAGCUCGUCCAGGACGGGAGCUUGGAUUUCUAUGGAUCUCCAGCGGUGGCUUCCAAAACAGGGGGGUCUCGCCUCUCCACUCCGCCGGCCUUGCUCGUUUUCAUGCUCUGCUGCUCCCUCUCGCUCUAUGGGGUCUCUUACAACUUGGUCCUCUUCAUGGUCUCCAAGCUCGGCCUCUCCAAUGCGGCGGCGGCAACCCAGGUUAGCAUAUGGACAGGCGUUCACGACUUGUCCCCGCUGCUCGUCGCUUACGUCUCCGACUCUCACCUGGGAAGAUUCAAGACAACUCUGGGUGGUUCGCUGAUCUAUUCCUUUGGAUUGGCUUUGCUCUCGCUCUCGGUCCUGCUCGUCGAGAACAAAGUUCGUGUAACUUGGCUGUUUUUCGUGGCUCUCUACGUGAUUGCUCUGGGGAAAGGAUUUGUGGCGUCGCUACUGGCAUUUGGAGCCGACCAAUUUGAUGGCAAAGAUCCGGUCGAGGCCGCGAGGAAGAGCUCGUACUUCAACUGGUACUACUUUAGCUCAUCCAUGGGUCUUCUCCUCGCAGUGGUGGGUGUGGUGUAUAUCGAAGACCGGCUGGGUUUUAGCAGCGCUCUCUUCGUUUGCACGGGGGCGAUUCUUUUCGGGAUCAUGAUUUUUUCGAGCGCCACCAAGUUCUACCGAUAUGCUUCCAACUUGACAGGAAACCCAUUCGCGGGGCUCUCUGAUCAUUCCAACUUCGCGGGAAUUUUCUUGGUGUGGCUCGGAUCGGUGAUGUACGAGGCAAUGCGAGCACAGACUUUCUCGCUCUUCGUUGAGCAGGCCGCGCUCAUGAACACAAAAGUUGGCAGCUUUCGCGUCCCCCCGGCAUCGCUCAACUGUUUCGAUCCCAUCAGCGUUCUGGUGUGGACGGUCGUCUAUGAUCGCGUCUUGGUCCCGGUGAUGCGUCGAGGGACGGGAAACUCGCGGGGUUUUACGUUCUUCCAGAGGAUGGGAGCAGGGCUUGUGGUGAUGACAGGGGCUAUGGCGUGCGCGGCUGUGCUGGAAGCAAGACGUCUCGCGAAUUUCCACGACGAACGAGGUCAGAUCAACGUUUUGUGGCAAAUCCCCCAGUUCGCGCUUGUCGGCGGCUCCAAGGUUUUCUAUUACGUGGGAUUGAUCGAGUUUCUCUAUGACCAAGCUCCCGAGAACUUGAGAACUCUGAGCGCGGCCAUGGCGUUCUUCUCAGCGUCGGUGGGGAGUUUUCUUUCCGGAUUUCUCGUGAGCAUCACGUCGAGCAUCACUGGAGAGCGGGGAUGGAUCCCGCGAGAUCUCAACGAUGGGCAUUUGGAUUACUUCUUUUGGCUGCUCGUCGCGCUGGGCGUCGCGAACUGGCUGUUUUUCCUGGCCUCGUCUCGCAGUUACAAGUUUAAAGACUUACAUAACAGCAAUGACUAUGAUGGUGACAAUGGUGAUAUUGGUGAUCUUGGUGGAUCAGAGUUGGAGGAACUUGCUUUGUUGGAGGCUGCAAACAUUGGUGUUGCCCCUAUGUAG